Messenger RNA from Knipowitschia caucasica, 1854 nucleotides. Lineage: Eukaryota; Metazoa; Chordata; Actinopteri; Gobiiformes; Gobiidae. The record is from the annotation of a GenBank genome assembly.
AUGCUUCUAGAGGAGUUAAAGAGGGACACUCCAGAGUUUGGUUGGAGGUUUGGAGCAGUUUGUGGUAAGUCAGGCGUGUUUCCGAGUGAAUUUGUUCAACCUGUGGCUGCUCCAGACUUUCUGGUCCUCCCUCCGGACCGAGUUGAACCUCGUGACAGACAAGGGCGCGUCGCUGCCUCUGCUGCCGUCGCUGUGGCCAUGGGUUCAGCUGUAGCAGCUCAUGAGCUCGACAUCUCCACUGAGGCUGAAUUAUACGGAGAAAGCAGUGAUCUGGAUGAUCUGCCUUUACAAAGCAGUCAGUAUAACAUGUCUGAGUUUGCUAAGAAGUACUUCAGAGAGGCACAGAGGAACAGUGAUCAGAAAGCCAAGAAAGGAAAGGAGCUGCGUGAUCCAGUUGAUAUGGUGAAAUUCUCAAAGUCCCCAAUCCACGAAUCCCUGAUUGACUUUUCCGACAGUGGAAUGAAUCGAGUGGCCACAGAUAUCUUUAUAGCCAUAAUGAAGUUCAUGGGAGAUUAUCCACUGAAAAGUCUGACGGAACAGGAGGUAGUCGCCACUAUUCUGAAGCUGAGCCGUGACCAUGGCCUGAUAAAGGAUGAAGCCUAUUGCCAAGUGAUGAAACAAGUCACUGCCAACACCAGCUCCAAACCGGAAAGCUGUCAAAAGGGCUGGAGGCUUCUGUAUAUCCUGACCGCUUUUCAUCGCUGCUCUGAUGUUAUGAAGCCUUUCCUCAUGAAGUUUCUGUUGGACGCAUGUUCUGGUCCAGGUGUUCAGUAUCAAGGUAUCGCAAAGGCCUGUGAGCAGAAUCUGCGGAGGACUUUUACAUAUGGUGGACGUAUGCAAUAUCCAAACAACAUGGAAAUAAAGGCUAUGUUGGCUGGGAGAAGUUCCAAGAGGCAGCUGUUCUUACUGCCUGGUGGGAUUGAGAGACACCUGAAAAUCAAGACAUGCUCUGUUGCUUUGGAUGUCAUUGAAGAGCUUUGUUUUGAGAUGGAGCUGCACAGAGAGGAAGCUUUAGAGGAAUAUGCUGUCUUUUUAGUCACAGACAAAGGUCAGAAUGUGCGGCCCCUGAACAAACGAGAAUACAUCCUGGACAUCACUACAGAAGCUGAGACGGUGGAUCCCAGCUACAGCCUGUGGUUUAGACGAGUCAUAUGGAGUUUGCCUCUCAAGUUGGACAAUGAACUAUAUGUCACCAUGCAUUACAACCAGGUGUUGCCAGACUUCUUGAAAGCGUUGCUGAGUGUGAUCCCGCAGGGAAAUGUCAGUGAUCAGCAUCUUCAGCAGAUCGCGAGAUUAUCAGCCCUGCAGCAUCGUGCCAAAGAUACUAUCUACCUGCCAACCCUCCGUGAUGUGCAGGAGUCUGUCCCUCCACCGUUUUACUCCAAACAAGGUUCCCAGCCUUGGUUGAACAUGGUGUCUCAGCACAUGCAACACGUGCAGCCAUUAAAUCCACAUCAGGCUCAAGCUCAGUUUUUGGGCCUGGUCAGUGCCUUCCCAAUGUUUGGAUCCUCAUUUUUCUACAUUCAAAGUUCCAGCUCUGCUUCUGUCCAAGCCCCCUGCAUCCUGGCAGUAAAUCUGAAUGGACUUCACUUUCUCCACAAAGACACUCAUGAAGCUAUGGUGCGUUUCCCUCUGAAAGAAGUCCAGUCGACCCGGACCCAGAGACCCACCUCUGGCUCCAGUUACCCCUACGUCGACAUCUUGAUUGGAGACUUGUUAAAUCAAAGGGUCACACAGCUGCAACUAGAGCAGAGUUUGGAGUUAUGCCGGGUCAUUGCGAUGCACAUGGAAAACCUGCUGUCAGUAAGAGACAAGAGACUUACCCUGCCCCCAAGUGAGAUCACCCUGCUGUAG